GCCGUCUCCCGGAGGUUUUCUCGUUCUAAUCGACGACGGAGUGUCUUCUCCACUUGCUCAGAUGGAUCUCUCAGAAGAGAGAAAGCAUUCAAAGAGGCAAAAGGACUACAUCAACAUGCUUUCAUACACUUGCGAUUCAGAAUACGGGAUUCCGAGAAGGUGUUCCUGUGGUGGGAGAAUCAUCGACGAGGUUCGAGUGAAGCAGGAGUACGACACUCUUCCUGGGAAGCGUUUCUUCACCUGCGCCAACUACGAGGCUGAUGGGUUUCACUAUCGUCAGCCUUGGGUGAUUGGUGUCCAGGAGCAGAUCGAAAGCUUGACUAAGCGUCUGGAGGAGGCUGAGGAGGUGAUGAAGUUCGUACCGAGUCUGAAAACCAGAUUGAGACACUAG
Messenger RNA from Brassica oleracea var. oleracea, 391 nucleotides. RefSeq lists its product as uncharacterized. The coding region runs from base 62 to 391 and encodes 109 amino acids. The record is from RefSeq and is a predicted model, not a curated record. The transcript is spliced from 3 exons. NCBI's taxonomy places the organism in Eukaryota, Viridiplantae, Streptophyta, Magnoliopsida, Brassicales, Brassicaceae.